GGGCGGGUCCUCCUUAGCUCCGCUACAUUUCCGACUCUCCAUUUCUCACCAACACCAACAACAACAUCCCCAAUGUUGGUUAUAACAAAAGGUAUAAGACACUAUCUGGCUCUCUGUCCCCUCCCAAUUGCUAUACUCAUUUCCUAUCCCACUUACAAAACAGCUCCAACCACAUCCCAAGUCCAAAAAUGCAUCUCGUCCUCACCGGCGCAACGGGCCUCGUAGGUUCUGGCGUACUCGCCCAUAUGAUUUCCGCACCUUCAGUCCACAAAGUAUCAGUUCUCUCUCGCAGACCGGUUCCCAUGGCUGAUGGGCACGAAAAAGUGAAAGUCAUCAUACAUAAGGACUUUUCGAAUUAUUCGAGCGACCUUAUGAGCCAGUUGAAGGAUGUAGAUGGUGUAGUUUGGGCUCAGGGAAUAAGUCAGACGAAAGUAGGGAAAGAGUAAGUCCCUCUCCUCAAACCCUCCACUCGAAUCUCCAUAUGCCAAAUAUUGCAACCAGAAUGUCGCUUAACAAGUCUUCAUAAUACAGAGAAUACUUUAAGAUAACACACACCUACCCCCUCUCCUUCGCCCGCGCCCUCACCAAAACCACCUCCCCAAAACCCCUAAACUUCGUCUACAUCUCAGGUGAAGGGGCCACUACCACUCCCAGCAUCCUAACUUCCCGCUUCGGUGUCGUUAAAGGCAAAGCCGAAGCAGACCUUUUAUCCCUCUCCAAAGACCCCGCCUUUUCAAACCUACGUCCGUACUCGAUGCGCCCCGCGUUCGUCGACAACACCGCGCAUACAGAAGCCAAGGAGUUCGGCCCCAAAAGGACGGGCUUCGAAGGCCUGGCUGUUGCGACGAUACUGCCAGUGUUUAGACUGAUUCCCAGUUUUAUGAGUCCGACGAAGGAUCUCGGGAGGUAUGUUACGGAGCUGGCGUGUGGGGAUGGGGGUCCGAAGGAGGGGGGUGGUGUUGAUGGGGAGGGGAGAACUAUCAACAAUACUGCUUUUCGGAGGUUUGCUGGGCUUUGA
Hymenoscyphus albidus is the source of this 1018-nucleotide messenger RNA. The record is from the annotation of a GenBank genome assembly. Lineage: Eukaryota; Fungi; Ascomycota; Leotiomycetes; Helotiales; Helotiaceae.